AUGCCCUCCACGCCUUCCCAUGAGGAGACCACCUAUCCGGCCUGCAGGGGACCCCCGAAGGAUGCAGUGGCCAGCGCCUGUGGACACACCUUCUGCGGGCUUUGCGUCCUCCCGCCCUCCCAGAUGGGGGCCCAGCCCUCCUGCCAGGUGUUGCUUUGUGCACUCUGCAAGGAGAAGGAGCCCACGGAGCCUCUCGUGGCCCCUGUGCCCCUGGGCCCUCUGGGGGAGAACUAUGAGCAGCAUGCUGAGAAGAUUUACUUCUUCUGCAAGGUCGAUGCUGAGUUCCUCUGUAUGGUCUGUUGGGAGGGUCCCUCCCACCGCACCCACCCCGUGGGCGUCCUCGACGGGGUGGUUCAGCCCUACUGGGACCAUCUCCGGAACCGGUCGGAAGCCCUGAGCUUGGAGAAGAAAGAGAUGGAGGACACACAGAGGCGGGAAGACGGGAAGCCCCAAGCGCUUCUGACUCACAUUGAAAGCAAGAGGCAGCAGGUGGACACGGUGUUGGAGAGAUUGCAGCUGGAGCUGAUGGACCAGCAGCGUCUGCUGCAGGCCAGGCUGAGGGACCUGGAGAGGAAGAGCUGCAUGGAGAGAGACGAAUACAUCUUCAGGUCAUCUGAGGAGGUCGCCAGGCUUGGGGCCCAGGCCCAGGAGCUGAAGGAGCAGAGUCAGCAGCCAGCAAGGGUCCUGCUGCAGGGACUGAUUGUCUGUAGGUAUGAGACAAAGACUUUUGUGAGUCCAGAGACCAUUUCUCCAGACCUUGUCGAGAAGAUCCGAGAUCUCCACAGGAAAAUACUCCCCCUCCCAGUGAUGCUGAGGACCUUCUCAGGUAAGGGGGAGGGGCAGCAGUUUUCCCCAUCCCCUGAUGGCAGAACAGCAGAUUCUUCCACCCAUCACCGCUUGCUGGUUAUGAGCCAUGGGCAAGCCAGCGGGCCGUCACGUCCUGUCUCCGAGGACCUGCCGCACAGCCCCUGCGCUCCGAGGGUGUCCCGGCGGCGCGCGCCGCCCCGGCUGCUGCAGCCGGGAGCCCGCGGGGAGGCGCGCCGCGAGGGGGGCCGGCCCGCCGCUCUUGCACCUGCUGCCGGGGCGCGCACCUGCGCGACUCCGCCCGGCCGCGGAGCGGGACCCCGCCUUCGCCGCCUGCGUCCCCGAGACUCCCCGCUUCGCCGUCUGGGAAACGGGCUCCUGCAGGCCUGGGCGGCGGAGGGGCGCGUCCGAGGGGCGCUGCGGCGGAGAGCGGCCGGGCUGGCCGCCGGAGACCCGGGGCAAUGA
This is a messenger RNA of Mirounga angustirostris (Northern elephant seal), 1269 nucleotides long. RefSeq names its product E3 ubiquitin-protein ligase TRIM15-like. Gene Ontology annotation, molecular function: zinc ion binding; ubiquitin protein ligase activity. Gene Ontology annotation, cellular component: cytoplasm. Gene Ontology annotation, biological process: protein ubiquitination. The record is from RefSeq and is a predicted model, not a curated record. Lineage: Eukaryota; Metazoa; Chordata; Mammalia; Carnivora; Phocidae.